GAGCUGCUCUCAUUCGCUUAGGAAACAUCUUCAAUUAGGAAUAAUACGUGCUCCUAUUUGCGAAUUACAAUCUUACUUUUUUCGAAGAAAAUCGAACGUGUAACAUAUAAAAAUAUAUUUUAGUUUUUCAGUGGGUUAUAAAAACCAUAUAUUUUGUGUAUUAACAAAAUAAAACAAAAGCUAACAAUGGUGGAUGCCGAUGGAACUGUGUGCCCUGUCACAAAGGCAAUUCCUACCGCCUGCGCUAGAGAAGUGGUUAUAAACGGUCUUUCUGGCCAUAUAGAUGGUGUUAUGCAGGACGGAAAAUGCAUGAAAGGUGCUAGGUCCCCUGAGGAGAGGGAGGCUAUGCUGACCGGCGAUGUGAAGCCGAUCCAGACACGCGUUUACUGGAACCGGUUCGUCAUUCUGAUCGUGUUCAGCCUGUACUCCAUGGUGAACGCCUUUCAGUGGAUCCAGUACAGCAUUAUCGCCAACAUCUUCUGUUAUUUUUACCAAGUCUCCUACGAGCAGAUCGACUGGCUCUCGGUGGUCUAUAUGCUCGUCUACGUCCCCCUCAUCUUCCCCGCCGCCUGGCUGCUCGAUAAGAAAGGCUUGCGGACUGUGGCGCUACUGGGCUCCGGCCUCAACUGCAUCGGAGCCUGGAUUAAGAUCGCCAGCGUGAGGCAGGACCUGUUCGGAGUGACCAUGUUCGCCCAGACGGUCUGCUCCAUCGCUCAGAUUUUUAUCCUUGGCCUGCCCUCUAGGGUAGCAUCAGUAUGGUUCGGGCCCAAGGAGGUGUCGACAGCGUGUGCUACCGCCGUCCUGGGCAAUCAGUUGGGUGUGGCUUUUGGAUUUCUUUUACCUCCAAUUUUGGUGCCUAAUACUAGAGACGAUCUUAACGUUAUGGCAAAAAAUAUAAGUAUAUUGUUCUAUGGGACAGCAGCAAUAGCCACAGUGCUCUUCUUCAUGGUUGUAGCAGUAUUCAAGGAAAAGCCUCCACUUCCUCCAAGUCAGUCUCAAGCUGUGCUUCUAGACACUCCUAAUGACUAUUCUUACAAACAAUCAAUUGUAAACUUGUUCAAGAAUGUUCCAUUUGUGCUACUACUACUAAGUUAUGGUAUUCUGACAGGCUCCUAUUACUCUGUAGGAACACUAUUAAAUCAGAUGAUCAUUACUUACUAUGAGGGUGAAGAAUUAAAUGCUGGCAGAAUUGGACUGACGUUAGUGGUAUCAGGGAUGGUAGGUUCCAUCAUCUCUGGUUGCUGGGUGGACCGUACAAAGACAUACAAGCAGACUACUCUCGCAGUCUACAUUAUCUCAUUUAUUGGAAUGCUCGUUUUCACCUUCACAUUAAAUCUUGGUUACAUCCAAAUUGUCUUUGUCACAGCAGGAGCCUUGGGUUUUUUCAUGACUGGUUAUCUUCCAUUGGGAUUUGAGUUUGGUGUAGAAAUAACUUACCCAGAACCAGAGGGGACAUCAUCUGGACUCCUCAAUGCAUCUGCACAGCUAUUUGGAAUUGUGUUCACUCUGGCCCAAGGAAAGUUGAAAGCUGAUUACGGCACAUUAGCUGGAAAUCUUUUUCUUUGUUCUUGGAUCUUUGUGGGAAUCCUUCUUACAGUUUUCAUAAAAUCAGACCUAAGAAGACAACAAGCAAACGUAGCUGUAAGUGCGCAGCUUGCUGCUUGUGAUUCACUAGAAAAAGUUUCCACGUCGCAAAAUGAGCUCCGUGCACCAGCAGAAACCGCAAUCUAAUUAAAAUGGGAGAAUAGCUAGCAGUGGUAUAACGCACAACUAGUACAUAGCACUGAAAAAAAUAUGAACAGCUGCUAAGGGUGCAAUGGUUAGAAAACUGUGAUAAUUUAUUAACGGUGACCAAUAUUUAUUAGAAGUUCUUGAUAAUUGACUCAUUUGAACAGGUUUCAAGAGCAUUACAUUGUUGUAUCCCAGUAGCCUGAGUACUUCUACAAAACAACAUGGAAUGAUCAAAUUUCCAUCUUUUAAAGUAAAAAUGCAUAAAGUCUGCUAAUGUGCAACAUUAUCAUUCUUAGUCUUCUGUCUGUCGCUCAUGUUUUCAAUAAUGUUCCAGAUUUAAGCACACUGAAUUUAUUCUGGUGAAAAUGCCCUUUUUUUAAAAAACAUGAUAAUUUUGGUUAUUGCUCUUGGAAAUGUUGGAUGAGUAUCAAGAACUGGUCAGUGUUCUGUAAAGUGAAGGAGCAGCGAGCCCUUCAAAAACUAAACUUUCUAGCCUCCUUAACAUUCUAAGAGACAUUUUAAUUUUUUUAAGUUAAAUUGUGUAUAAGUAGCUCUUGCACAAUUUGUAACAUCUGUAAAAGCAAUUUGAGUGGAAAUGCACUUGAUUCUUGUUAAAUAGUCAAAACUGUAAUGUGCUUAGCAGGUAGCUUGCACAGAUUUGAUAGGUUUUUUAUAUAUAUCUGCAAAGAGUUACAAUUUUUUUGAUCUGGAGUGAAAUUCUACAGAUGUCUGUGUAUGUAAAGAUGUUAGAGGGCAGAAAAUAUUCGCAUAACAUAAUUUGCACUUAAACCUGUUUAAUUCACAGGAAUGAAUAAGUAGGUUUAAGUUUCACAAAUUAUAUUCUCUUGAACUUCAUAUGAAGCUAGAGAGUGAUAAUUGUAUAGUUGUCCAGUGCAGUUUAUGUACUGUAAACCCCCAGUGGGUGGGGGGGAACAAAUAUCUGUUCAUCAAAAUAGAUGUGCCUUUAAUAUUGAUAACGAGAAGAUGCAACAGAUUUCAAUUAUGUAGAUAUAUUGAAUUCCAAGAACUUAUGGUCCAAAUGAUCAAACUCAUGCAAGAUCAUUAGUUCCUAGAAGAUGAAUGGUACUGUGUAUAUAUAUUGACAAUGUAGAACCAAAGCUGUUUUUUUUUCUUUUCCUUGCAUCAAUGCUAACUUAGCAAUUCUGCAUUUUCAUUCAUUUGCAAAGACUUCCAGUUCGUCGUUUAGUUGCCAGGUGACGUUGUCAAUUUAUAAAUCAGUCACUAUGGAAGUGCAUAUUGCUGUAGUUAUUUUGGUUCAAGUUUCACAUAUCUGUAUAUAAUUGUAUCAUUUUCUUCCAAGUGAUUUUAAUACACAAUGAAAUUUUUAUUUUGUAUACAAUGAUUUGUUGUGGUUUUUUUUUCCAACCCCUCUUUCCCCAGAUAGCUUGGCUGAUAUCAGGAAUUGAUUGUGUAGAGAAUUAUGUCUAUAGCUCACCAUUCUGCAGUUCAAUUUAUGAUUGCACUUGUGUCUGCUGAAGCUUUGUUGGAUGGGUGGGGUCCUACACUUAUAAAAAAUUGUUCUUUAUGUUAGUGGCAUUGCAAUGAAAAAUGAACUGUAUGUUGGAUUACUGUAGUUUGACCCAACUAUUUUAGAAGGUUGGUAUUUUGUAGUUGUUUUAUACUAAUGUCUCCUAAAUUCCUAUCUUAGGGGAGAAAAUGUCAUCUAGGUUGAAAUUGCAGUCAAAAAGAAAAACAAUUGAUAAAAUGCAUUUUAACACCAUUUUUGUUCAUACAACUGGUAGCUAUGAGUUUCUUUUAAAUAUGAGUUCUGUAAUCUCACGAGCAGGAGCUAUUUUGGUAUAAGUCCUUUCACCUCUGGUAUCUGGAUUCCAGUUUUUCCCAAACUAAAGGAGUGAAAGUCUCAUGAAUGGCAGUUUGAAGGAUCCCAAAUUAAAUAAAGUAGUUGUUUAUUCGAGGGUUUAGGUCAGGCCAUCAAAGCCAAAUUACUAGUAUAAAUUGGAAAUCUGGUUGGACAUUGUAGAAAAUGGAACAGAGAGUCUAAAGGAUGUCCUUAUGUGAUAGAAUUAAGGUGAAUCUGAGAGCUGUAUUCUGACUUUAUCAAACCUGAUCCUGAAGUAUUUUAGUUUAAAAGUACCCCAAGUGUCCCUUUCACACCUCAAAACUUCACCAAACCUAAUGCAGAAUGUGAGUAUAGAAUUUGGGACAUUACAAGUGUACUCAGUUGCCAGGUAUACUUCAGCUUGUGAUCUGGGAACACUUUUAAAUCAGCAGGUCAGAUAAUGACUGAACUGUAGUAAGUGUCCUUGAUACAGGUGGUUAGCAUAAGACCACGUUGCAGUCUGAUGACUUUUUUUAAUAAUAUCUAGUGUCAAAAAUUGUACUACUUUUAAAAAAAAUCCUUUGUGAGUAACUAAUCUGCACUUCAUUUUUGAUAGUUCCCUGAGCCUUCCAAAGUGAUCCACAAUAUUGAGUAGGUGUAUGGGAAGUAAUAACUCUCCCUCAGCCACAUUGAAUCAAAGGGCCAUACGGAAUGGAAACAGACCACUCGGUCCAACUUAUCUACCAGACAUUCCAAUCUGACCUAGUCCCACAACUCAAAUCCUCCAGUCCCAGCAACCUCCUUGCAAAUCUUUUCUGAACCCUCUCAAGUUUAACAAAGUUUUUCAUAUCAAAGAGUGACUAGAACUGUAUAUGUAUUUUGGAAAUUGUUGAUGAUUAUGCUGUUGAUUUUCAGAAUAUCAUAAAAAUGUAUUCAUUUCCAUAGGGGAAGAAACACACUCAUCCAUAUCUAACCUGGCCUGUACGUGACCCCAGAUCCACAACAACUAUUUGACUCCAAAUUGCUUUCCGAAAUGCCCUAGCAAACCAGUAAGUUGUCUCAAGGGCAGAUAGAGAUGGGCAUUAAAUUUUGGCCUUGUCAACAAAGGCUAGAUUGCAUUGUUGAAUAUUUUGAAAGUUAGUUACAAAGGUUCCCUUGAAACAGCCUUUUUUUAAUGCUGUUUUCUUGAAAGUGUACAUUAUUUUAUGGUACAGUGCACUUUGGUGAACUGUUUGGUCUCAGGUUUAUGAUAUUGAAUGGUGAAAGUCUUUGAACUUGAAUCUGGCAACGUUUUUAAUGGAAUAUUCUUUCAUGGGUGCUAUUUACAUACCCAGCUGGCCACUGUUCAUUAAAUAAAGAUAGUGAGAUUGAUUUAUUGAUCCAUCUCAGGGAUUAACACAAUUGAACCACAUGUGCUCGAGCAGGUCCAGUGAGAUUGGUAGGACCCCUUAUCCACUAGUAUCUUGACCGAGGAUGGCUAAUUUGAAGAAUUCUGGUAUUUAAUAACUGUGACUUUACUAACCAGUGUGGUUCGUGAGGAAAUUUGUCUUAACACUUUCUAUUUGUGAAAUUGAUAUAGAAAUAGCGCAGGAUGGUGGUGUGUAGAUAGAAAAUUAACCAUGAUCUUAUUGAGUGAUAGAGCAGGUUCCAGUGACUUAUCUCUGCUGCUAUUGCUGCAUGUUUAUGAAUUCUGGCAGGCAUCCAAGAGAAAUAGACAGCAAGUGUCCAACAUUAAUACAGGUGGAACACUAUCAGUUGAGUUGAUACCAUGCUGAUUUAACAGCACUCUGCUAUGCCAGGACUAGUAUUCUAAGCCACAUUGGUUUGCGAUAUAGUAUACAUUUGUCUGAGCAUAACCUCAAGCUUAUUUGUGUAGACACAUCUGGAUCUCUAUUCAGGCACCUGCAUGCAUUUUUAGCAUGAUGUGAUUGAAUAUCUUGGUAAUAAUAAGGAGUAAUAAAAAGACUACCAACAAAUUUUGACCUAACCCUGACUGCAUUGGAUCAGCACACCUGUUUUAAACCAUAUCUGAAUUGAAUUUGCAUAAGUGCAAAGCAGAAUAUGAAAUGGACAGCUGAUCCAGUCCAGUAAAUUUUCUGUCAGGUUGAAUUCUUCCUAAUAGCCACAGUUAUUAAAUGAUAAUCCACUUCCAGAAGGAUCAUUACAUUCUACAAAAGCUGCAUAACCUAUCUCUAAUCGCCAAGGGGCAGUAAGCAUGUAUGUAACUAGUAAACAUUCUCUGUCAACUUGAGAAAUAUGUCCUAAUUGAAGGUACUAUAACAAGAUCAUUGGCAAAAAAAAGAGUCAUUUGUUAAUCUAUCCAGAAGUUCAGUUUGAAAUGAAAAUUGCUGCACUCUCCCUGCAAAUGGAAACAUCUAGCUUGCAGGUAAUUUUAACAGCCUGAUCCAACAAAGACAAAAUCAAACUUCCAUCUAUUUAAAUUUGUACUAAUCUGAAAGCUAAAUGACAUUGCAAUCAUUUUUGAAAGGAAGCCAAUCUGAGAAAAUCAAGUAAAGAAUGAUUAUUUGUAUACUAACCUUUGUUUGUAUUUUAAAUUACCUUACCAUUUGAGUAUUUUCCAUUUUCGCUCAAAUAAAUGAUUUCUCAGAUGACUUCUAGUAGCAGUCCUGUUAAAUGUAUUUAAUGUGAUGAUUGAAGAUGUUUCCAGAAAUUCAGAGUUGUGCUACUUACUUGAAUGGCAGGUCCAAUGCAUGAUUAGACAAAAUUCUGUCAAUGUUUUAAUUGUAGUUUGAGUUUAACAUAUUGGUCUAACUAAAGUGAGUGUAAUAUGACUAGACAAAAUUUUUUCUACGUUGGUUGAAGUCUGUACUUGAAUAGAUUUUGCUGCUGAAUAUGUUGGAGUUGUCACAGUUCUUCAAUUUUUUUUUAACUUUUCUCUUCUAGAAUUUUAUUUGACUAUUGUCCAUGAGCUCAACUACAUCAUUGUUUGAUUCCAAUUUUUAACCAAAAAUACAGUAUAUUUAAAUUUGAUAUUUUCAAUUACCUUGUCCCUACUUUCAAUUCAUAAAAUCUUUCAAUUUGUUCAUUUGAGCCCAUUGCUAGUGUUUUUUCCAUAUUCUCUAGCUUUACUUCUUUUCAAGUAUUACCCAUUCACUUGUUGAAAAGUGAAGUUUGAAUACACAGCCAUCACUCUUCCAAGCAAUGGAUUUCAGACCAGAACUACUCCCUUUGUUUUUUUUUUCUAAUAAUCUUUAACUUGUGUCUGCUAACUAUUUACCAACUCAUCAGUGAAAUUAGUUUUCUCUAUUUACUUUAUUCUGUCUCCAGUAAAUAUUUUCCAAAUCCACACUAAGGAGGGCAGUUACAAUGCUGCCUCAUGACAAGAAAAAAAAAUUUUAGGAAAAUUUAUAUUUGCUUUCUACGGUCAAUUGUUAAAUGUCUACAUUUAUUCAACUUGUGUUUUGACAGUUUUGUGUUAUAAAUUAUCUACAAAUAUUGUUAUUUUGCCUUUAAUUGGACGGGUAGGAGUGAUCUGGCAGUGAUCUUUAUGAAAAGUGUAAAAUUAGUGCAAGCUGUGAGUUUUUUGUAGAGUGAUGUGCAAUGACAGAGAGGAUCCAAAUUAGUGGUUAUAUUUUCUCAACUCUGCCACUGUUUUAAAAAUACCUGCACUUCCUGAUUUCAGCUGUGCUAUUGAAGAACAAUCUGACAUGUUCUUUUGUUUUCCUCCUUACCCCCUUCCCUUCCAAACAAGUCCCAUUUUUUCCCCCUUCAGUACUUUGACUGGACCUGAAUUGACACAAAAAUUUUUACUAAUCGACUCCUACACCAAGAAAAUGUGUGGAAAGGCAAAUAUACUGAAAAGCCAAUUUGAAUCUCAUUUGUUAGUCGCAUUCCAGUUAAUUUUAUAUGCGAGGAAAAAGGGCUUCACUUCAUAGAACAAAAGUAUGCUUGGAUUUUUGGUAGUAAACCAAUUAUAGGAAAACGAAACUAAAAUUUAUCAUUUUUGUGCCCCCUGCAACUCUGUGUUGAGCUGUGCCCUUUUGAGCCUGUACAUUCAAAAAAUUGAGCUUUCACAACUGUAAACAAUGCAAUUGUGCAAAAUGUGUAGUACAUAUGUAUAAUUUCUGCAUACAAUGUCCAAUUGAAUUGGGUGUUCUUGUAUGUCCUGAUGGAAGAAAUGCUGUAACAAUUUUUUUGUAGCCGUGCAGUUGAAAAAAUUGACAUCAGUACAUGAUGGCUACAUGGAAUUUUUAAAAAAUGAAAUUGAAAUCUGAUGUAAUAUGAAUUCAGAAACUGCUGUAUUGUAGGCGGAAAAAAGAUCAUGGCUGUAAGACUUCCAUUUAAAUAGAUGCUGUCACUAUUGCUGUCUGUUCAGGGACGUUCCUCUCAUUAGUGAAUAAGUACAACUGUAUUCUAAAUGAAUUAAAUUUAAUAUGCAUGUUUCCUGAAGUAUUUUGUUCACUCAGCAGUCCCCACCAUAACAGUUCUUGGGAGGGUCAUAAUUCAGAUUUAUUCAGUGGCUUUGAAGUAUUAAAAGUUGUUAUUUUACUGCUUUUUAACUGUGUUUCCCCACACCACCCCAGUCAAACCGCAGACUGGAGUGAGUAAUUCAGAACAGAUUCUAGAUUUAUUCUUGUGGCUAUUUAUAUCAUGUUCUUCUAUAAAGUGUUGCCCCUUCAAUUGUGUUGAAUUUACUUUUCACUAUUAAACUGUACUUGUUUUAUAGCUGUACAUCCAAAUGCAAUAAAUUUGUUCCUCAUGAUUUUUGCUUUUCAGUUAGCUGACCCACUUUGGUUUCUUAAGGUUUUGAUUUAUUUUGACAUUAUCUUUACAACAAUUCUAUAGUUCUCAAAUUUCUAAAAUCUGUCUGGUAGAAUUUUUUUUAGAAGUGUGAAACAGUAAAUAUUAAUAUAGUUUAAAGAGCAAAAUACCUGUGUUGCUCACGUAAGUCAUCCAUUGAACAGAUAAAGUGCCGUGUGACUAUCAGUAGGACUGUCGUAUCCUCAUUGUAGUAUAUGUUGGCUAGGAGAGAGUAAUUUAAAAAGUCAAAUAUGCCUUAUUUAGGUUAUGUAACUAAGCUAUUCAAUGUUGUGCUUCUAUGUGUACCAAAUGUGAUCUUUAAAUAUUUAUUCUGCUCUUGUCUGUCUGAAUUAAAUUGUAAGUAACACCUUGUGCUGGAAACACUGGAUGAUUGAUUUAAAAUGGAUUUUGCAUGUGUUCUACAAGCUAUAUAAGAAUUUCAAGAUCAAAAUAAUUGCUCUUUUAUUGUAUUUGGUAAAACCAUAUAAUGGCUUUGGCAAAAAAUAACUUAAAAACUUCUAUAAGUGUUUACUAAUAUUUUUAAUUUGCUUAACCAGUAGUACGUUUAGUGCUUCAUACACCUCCCUUAUGCCCCUUUCAAAGGCUUUAAUUCAUUUGUUUUGGUCAAAUCAUUUUCAAAAAUGGACAAGUACAUUGUUUUUACUGAAUUAUAUUUGAGGUAGUUGCAGAUGGUGCAGAAGUUUGACCAGCACUGAUGGAAGCCAAGGAGCAAAUUGUCUCAAUUUGCUUGUGCUAACAGCAGUGUAUGAUGUCAGGAAACCAAUUCAUAUUCAAACAUGCUUUGAAAUAGAUAAAACUUCUUAUUCACUAGAUUAAAUUGUUUAUUUCCUGGAAUUGCAUAUUUGCAAGUGAACCCGCUGUUUUGGUUUGCAUAAAGUUGGCAAGUUCUGUUGAAGAUUAGCAAAAUCAAGUAAUUUUCCUGGUUCUUGUGCCACUUUAUGCCCUGUAGUAAUGUAGCAUGACAAUGGUUCCUUUCAUUUUUCUUCCAAGCAGGGAGCUUCCAUUCGAUUUUUGUUUAGCAUUUCCUUACACAGCCAUGAAGAGAGAACUCACUAAAGGAAUGUAUUUGGUGCUUUCACUGGCUUUGUUUUUAAACUAAAAUCCUCUUUAUUUCUAAGUAGAUGUUGAAACCCAGCAUUCGCUGACAUCUUUUAAUGGGUUCAUGAAAACUGAACAUAACUUUUAUGAAACUUUAAAAAUAUGUUCAGUAAGAUUUAGAAGGUAAUUGUCAAUUUUUAUUUGUUUUCGUUGAAAGCCCAUAGAGGAGUAGUUGAUGGGGCAUUUUCUUGCUUUUUAAACAUUUGUCCUCUGAGUUUGUAGGAACUUUCCGUCAAAGCUAUACUGGCUUGAGAACUGGAGUUCCAGUGUAAGUGUUUAAGUUACUUGGUUGCCAUUGCCUUCCAUUAGGUUUUGAUUAAAACGUUAUGCAGUGCAGUCAAUAAAACUGCCUUAUUGUAUGUCAUUCUAUUCUUAUCUAGCUCCAAGAAGUUAUAUUGCUUAAUCCAUCUAAAUAUUGAUUGCAUAGUGGUUUGAAUGGGUGUAUCAUUCACUUCUACUGAAGAAGCAUCAAUCAACUAACCAUCGUUAUAAGAUGACCAAGAUUUUAUUGUUUUUGUAUCAAAUGUACUAUGUAAAUUAAUUGGUUGUUUUCUUAAAGUUUGUAUGGUUCUCUGCAUUCUAGAAAAAAAAAUGCUCUGCAAACUACAGAGCAGAAUAGCAUAUUCCAAUAUUUAAAUUUUUAAGAAUGGCUAGAUACCAGUGACACAAGGGCAAACCCGCUCAUUAGCGUGUGCCUCAUUCUGUUUUAAUGAGGUCUGUUCCCUCUAGAGCCCUAACAAGUUUAAACUGAUAAAUAAAUCUGCAAUGUUAAAUUACUUUCAGUCUUCUGGGACUCAAUUUUAGCGGAGAUUAAAGCUCCACUUGAAAAUUACUUGUGUUUUACACCAGAAAAACUGGAAAGCCAUUUUGGGUAUAGCAGUUUUGUGCAUGUAACUAAAAGCAUUAGGAAAGUAUGAGCAGCAGUAAAUGACUUGUGCCAAAGCAUACUUUACAGAGGUUCUGUAAUGCUUGGACAAUGCAAAGGUAGAGGGUGCAGCAAUUUUUAAUCCAUCUUUUUAUUGCUUUUUUUGUUUGUAGCUCUUCUACUGUGUUCUUUCCUAGAACCUUGGUUAAGGAGAGUUUAUUUAUCGUCUACAUUAGAUUUGAAUCAUUUAACUGCAUUUAACAGCAUUUAACACUGUAUAAUAAUUGUAUAUUUAAUGUUUUGCUUCUUGAAAGCCAAAUGUAAUUAUGUCAGGUUGUACACCUAAUGUAUUACCUCUUGUUUUUCUUGAAAUGUUUAAAAUAAAAUACUCAAAAUUAAAA
Messenger RNA from Stegostoma tigrinum, 10678 nucleotides. It is a transcript of the gene flvcr1, whose product is annotated as FLVCR heme transporter 1. The transcript has 10 exons. Gene Ontology annotation, cellular component: mitochondrion; membrane. Bases 187 to 1731 code for a protein of 514 amino acids. NCBI's taxonomy places the organism in Eukaryota, Metazoa, Chordata, Chondrichthyes, Orectolobiformes, Stegostomatidae. Gene Ontology annotation, molecular function: heme transmembrane transporter activity; heme binding. The record is from RefSeq and is a predicted model, not a curated record. Gene Ontology annotation, biological process: transmembrane transport; heme export; mitochondrial transport.